GUUGCAUGGAACUUCGUGAAGCGGUCUGCGUUAGCAUGCUGCUGCGGGCUAGCGUCGUGUAACAAGACGGUCAGUUCAUGGUCCCCGCAGAGAUGAGGUCCAGGAACCGAGACACCUAGAGCGGUACCUCCGAACCGACGCAGGCUGUGGCUGUCAGCAUGGGAGACGAUAACGGAGUGACCGGAGACCUGAACGCCAACAUGAGGUUUCAGGCCACCGGCGACCCGCGGCUGGACAAAGCGGUGCACCAGUGGUUGGCGUGGGACAAGAACGGGGGGUACGAAGAGUCGGCCUGGAGCUGAGCUCCGCUGCGUUCACGGCCACUGGGAAAAGCUGGACAGAUGCUGGAAAACAUUGGCGUUAAAUACGACCGGGGUCCAGAAACUCUUCAGGGUCCCUGUUGUGUGGUGCAGAACCAGUGUACACUGGCUCAGAUCCAGUCCCUGGUGGCAGCAGCUCGGUUUGAGGAUCUGAAGUCCAGACUCUGCAGCAGGAUGAGCUUUGGUACAGCUGGACUCAGAGCACCAAUGGGAGCCGGAUUCAACCGGAUUAAUGACCUCACAAUCAUCCAGUCAACACAGGGUUUAUUUUCUUACCUGUCCAGGUAUUUUGCUGACUUCAGUAGCAGAGGAGUGGUUGUUGGUUUUGACACCAGAGGACAGGAGGAGAGCGGCUGCAGCAGUCAGAGGCUGGCAAAGCUGACGGCUGCUGUGAUUCUCAGCAGAGACGUUCCUGUUCAUCUUUUCUCCUCGUUCGUCCCAACGCCGUACGUGCCGUACGCUGUAAAGAAGCUGGGAGCAGCAGCUGGAGUGAUGAUCACUGCUUCACACAAUCCUAAAGAGGAUAACGGGUACAAGGUGUACUGGUGUCAUGGGGCUCAGAUCAGCUCACCUCAAGACAAGGAGAUCCUGCAGAGCAUCGAGGAGCAGCUGGAGCCCUGGAGCGCCUCCUGCUGGGACGAGGAGCUGGUGGAGAGCUGCUGCCUGAGAACCGACCCGCUGACCCAGAUCAAUAGCUGCUACAUGGAUGAACUCACCUCCCUCUGCUUCCACAGGGAUCUGAACAGAGGUUGCCCGUUAAAGUUCAUCCACUCAUCCUUCCACGGUGUCGGACACAUCUUUGUUCAGCAAGCCUUCGAGGCCUUUGGCUUUGCUCCACCGAUUCCUGUUCCUGAGCAGAAAGACCCUGACCCAAACUUCUCCUCUGUGCUCUGCCCCAACCCUGAGGAGGGAGAGUCCGUCCUGAAGCUUUCUCUUCUUCUGGCUGAGAAGGAGAACACCAGCAUUGUCCUGGCGACGGAUCCUGAUGCCGAUCGCUUGGCUGUAGCAGAGAAGUGUGAUGGGUGCGGGUGGAAGGUGUUCACAGGGAAUGAGCUGGCAGCUCUGCUGGGUUGGUGGAUGUUGUUUAACUGGAAGGAGAACCACCCAGAUCCUGCAGACACUGAGCAGGUUUACAUGUUGGCCACCACCGUGUCCUCCAAGAUUCUGCAGGCCUUGGCCCGCAUCGAAAGGUUCCACUUCGAGGAAACUCUCCCAGGAUUCAAGUGGAUUGGCAACAGAAUACAAGAACUCUCCGCAACUGGUCACAGCGUCAUAUUUGCCUUUGAGGAGUCGAUUGGCUUCCUGUGUGGGAGUAUGGUACCAGAGAAAGAUGGAGUGAGCUCAGCAGCCGUUGUGGCUGAAUUGGCUGCUUACCUCCACAACAAAAACCUGAGUCUGAACCAACAGCUGCAUAACAUCUACCAGACGUAUGGUUAUCAUGUGUCUAAAACUUCCUACGUCAUCUGUAACAACCCUCCCACCAUCCACAAGAUUUUCAAUCGCAUCAGAAACUUUGAUGGUGAAGGUUCGUACCCGAAGACAUGCGGCGGUGUCCAGGUCGUCCACGUUAGAGAUGUGACGACAGGAUACGACAGCAGCCAGCCUGACCUCAGAUCUGUCCUUCCUGUGUCGAGGAGCAGCCAGAUGAUCACGUUCACACUACAGAACGGCGUCGUGGCUACACUGAGAACGAGCGGCACUGAACCAAAGAUCAAAUAUUACACCGAGUUCUGUGCUCCACCAGGAAAAAGUGAUGUGACCAGUCUUGAGGAGGAGCUCAGGAAGAUAACCACGGCUCUCCUAGAUGACUUCCUGGAACCAGAGAGAAACCAUCUGAUUCGCCGCUGCUUGUAGCCAGGAUCCAGGUACCUGGCACCUGCCGUGAUGCCACAUCCUGUCAUGUUUCUACAUCAGCUGCUUUAUUCUGUGGCGUCAGCAGGAUUCAUGAUGCACUGAACACCUUUUAUGUUAGAGUAUGAAACAUUAUUCAGAACAUUCAGUAUUUGUCUCUGCAGUCUUUCUACAACAGAGCAUGUGUAAACAGAGUCCAAGCAAACAGAAAUCUUAUUUUUGUUUCAUUUGCUAUUUGCUUGUUGUGAAGCUGUAGUAACCAGUAAGACUAAAGGAAAAGUAUUCAGAAAUUAACGCCACCAGCAAAUUACCACUUACCCAACAGCUUAUAUUUGCUUUUCAAGUGUGAGUGAAACUCCAUGCGGAUGAGUCACUGUGGAAGUGUAUUGGUGGCAGAACAAGUGAACGCACAAAGAUAGGAAGACUUUUGUCAUCAGUGAACCUGCAAACCUGCAAAACCUUGAAGUCAACAGCUUCUAGUUUUCAAGUUUAUCUGAAUGUUGAAGUUUUCUUUCACACUGUGGAUGUUAUUUAUUUUUAUAUUUGGAUAAAUAAAUAAAUAUAUAUGUUGUACAGAGGAAAUGCUGCUCAUGAAUCACCUGCUUUAAUCGCUGGGCUGCUUAAGCAUCUGCUUAUUAUAGACUGAUGACUUUGUUUUUGAUCACAUGACACAGUGAGGCGUCUGUGGAGCCCAGCGACCGUUUAUGUUCACUUUAUUUAUUGUUGCAGCUUCAGUCCUUACGUUAGAAAUAAAGAUUGUUGUUCGUGUGGUGUUCUGAUGAGUCACUAAUAAAACGAAAUAGAACUUA
Messenger RNA from Betta splendens (Siamese fighting fish), 2980 nucleotides. RefSeq names its product phosphoglucomutase 2-like 1 (gene pgm2l1). The transcript has 15 exons. Bases 342 to 2174 code for a protein of 610 amino acids. The record is from RefSeq and is a predicted model, not a curated record. Gene Ontology annotation, biological process: carbohydrate metabolic process. Lineage: Eukaryota; Metazoa; Chordata; Actinopteri; Anabantiformes; Osphronemidae. Gene Ontology annotation, molecular function: intramolecular phosphotransferase activity; magnesium ion binding; glucose-1,6-bisphosphate synthase activity.